Messenger RNA from Microplitis mediator, 643 nucleotides. RefSeq names its product GSK3-beta interaction protein. Gene Ontology annotation, molecular function: protein kinase A binding; kinase regulator activity. The transcript is spliced from 2 exons. The coding region runs from base 150 to 497 and encodes 115 amino acids. The record is from RefSeq and is a predicted model, not a curated record. Gene Ontology annotation, cellular component: cytoplasm. Lineage: Eukaryota; Metazoa; Arthropoda; Insecta; Hymenoptera; Braconidae. Gene Ontology annotation, biological process: regulation of canonical Wnt signaling pathway.
UUUGAAACGAUGACAUUUUAAAUAUUCUGUCAUUCUUGUUUUGCUGAUAAUUAACCUGUUCAUUGUUUUAUUAUCGUGCUCAGAAAUUUUGUAAACAAUUAAAAUGAACUGAUUAAUUAUAACUGUGUUUAAUUAUUUAUUACCAGACAAUGAUACACGAAGAAAAAGUACUGGAUGAAAAUGAGUGGAAAACAGAAGCACAGGCAAUAAUAAAUGACGUGAAAAAUCAUGUACUGGAAAUAAAUAUUUCACAAAAGCUUCCGAGUACCAAUAGUAAGAUUUUCCUCAACUUGACAACUCUCGAGGGUUUUAAAUACACCAUUGAAGUGUCAUCUGCUGGUUUUUCAAUAAUUGCUGAUCAACACGACACCAUAACCAACACCCGGACUCAAGUAUUUGAAACACCGUAUGGACUCUUGGAUUCAAUAAGUGAAAAGUAUCGGGAAUCAUUUGGAAAUGAUUUGAUUGAUAAAUUAAAUAAACUCAGUGACAGCUAAAUUUAUUUGACUCCUAGAAAAAAAAAAUCCAAAAAUUGUCAGUUGUCUGUCAACUUCAGGACCAUUUCAAAUUUUCCCGCGUUACUCGUCGCUCAGUUGACUUUCUUCAUCAUCGUUCAAUUUUCACAGGCAUACAAUGGGCUCAU